This is a messenger RNA of Patella vulgata (common limpet), 1348 nucleotides long. RefSeq names its product translation initiation factor eIF-2B subunit delta. The record is from RefSeq and is a predicted model, not a curated record. The transcript is spliced from 10 exons. Bases 161 to 1348 code for a protein of 395 amino acids. Lineage: Eukaryota; Metazoa; Mollusca; Gastropoda; Patellidae.
UCACUGCUGGGAUUCCCCUGUUUCCUGUUAAAAGCGUGAAAUGAAAAAUCUGAUGAAAUUGUCCUAUCACCUGGACUAAUAUUAAUUUUCAUUAGAAAGAUUUGCGAAGUAUGGAUAACAGCUGUAAUUUGUACUAGACUCUAUAUCGCAUCAAACAAGGAUGGCAGACUGUCAAAGUAAAGAUAAAAAAGGUGCAGUUCCUGAUAAUAUCAAAACACCCAAUGAAGGUAAAAAAAAGCAGAAAUCAAAAAGUAAAUCACCACGAGGCCAGGAUUCAGUGAAGUCACACAGUCCAGGUGGCGCAGCUGUACAACAAGAGACAAAGCGACCAGAUUCUAAAAUUAAACAAAGUGAUGUAAAGAAAGAUACACCCGGUACUCAAAUGGAAAAUCCUAAAGAAAUGAAAAAAAAACACAGCAAAGAAGAAAUUCAGAAGACAAACAAAAAUGAAAUUCAGCAGACGAAGAUCAAUCAAAAAUCAUCUUCUGUUGACGUUCCUGGAUCAUCAACAGAAACAACCGAUGGUCAACCAAAAUCUAAGGCUCAGUUGAAAGCUGAAAGACGAGCAGUUCAGGAAGCCCAGAGAGCUGCUAAAGCUCAACAGAAACCAGGGCAACAACCAGUGAAGAAAGACAAACCCCAGGAGUCAAAGAGAGUACCGGAUCAUGUCAAGGCUGAUUUACCAGAUACACAAAAAAAAGUUGCAAAAAAAUUAGAGAAACAGCAAGUACCACAGAGAACCUCCGUACAGCGUAAAAUAAAAUUAUUUAAUCAUCUCCAGCAAUAUCAGCGUGAAGUUUCCUUUACACAAAUUAACAGAUUUACAAGUAGUGGUAUACAUCCAGCCAUUAUUAAACUAGGUUUACAGUAUGCUGAAGGUUUGAUAGUAGGAUCUAAUGCCAGAUGUGUCGCAUUGUUAGCUGCUUUUAAAAAGGUUAUAACAGACUACAUAACUCCACCUCAAAAAGAACUGUGUAGAGAUUUAGAUAGUAAAAUAAAACCAUAUAUAAGUUUUUUAAUACAAUGCCGCCCUCUGUCUGUCAGUAUGGGAAAUGCCAUUAAAUAUUUAAAAUGGCAUAUAACACAUACACCUCAUGAACUUAGUGAUUCUAAGGCGAAACAGAGUUUAUGUGAAUGUAUUGAUACGUUUAUCCAUGAGAGAAUCACGGUUCCAGCAGAUGCUAUAUCGACGUAUGCUUGUAAAAAAAUCGCAGAUGGCGAUGUUAUUAUGGUUUAUGCUUGUUCCUCGUUGAUACGUCAUGUUUUAUUAGAUGCUUAUAAACAAGGAAAGAGAUUUCGUGUUAUAGUUGUCGAUGGUCGACCAAAACUAGAAGGUAGAUUUUAUUAA